Messenger RNA from Numida meleagris (helmeted guineafowl), 7733 nucleotides. RefSeq names its product WD repeat domain 81 (gene WDR81). Lineage: Eukaryota; Metazoa; Chordata; Aves; Galliformes; Numididae. Gene Ontology annotation, biological process: aggrephagy. Gene Ontology annotation, cellular component: mitochondrion. Bases 281 to 6292 code for a protein of 2003 amino acids. Gene Ontology annotation, molecular function: phosphatidylinositol 3-kinase regulator activity; protein binding. The transcript has 11 exons. The record is from RefSeq and is a predicted model, not a curated record.
ACUAGGAUCAGGGCCAGGUAGCGCCCGGCAGCGCCCGGCCGGAACCAGCUCCGCAGCGUUGCCCCCCGGCGGUGUGCGGGGCACGGAGCUCAGGGCAGGGGGCUCGAGGCCGCCCCGCACUCACCUGCCGCCGGUGGGGUCCACCCGCCGCCUCCCCCCCUGCGCGCCCCCUUUAAGGCCGCUGCCCGCCGGCGCGCCUCUCCCGGCUCCAGCUGACGGCCCGCGGCGCUCUGACGUCACCGUGACCUCAGCCGCCGCGCGGGGCCCCGCCGCUCUGCCCAUGUACGGGCACCGCGCCCCGGCCCCGCUCCCCCCCAACGACGGCGGCGGCUCCACGGGCGGCGGCCGCUGGAGGGAGCCCGGCUCCGCGCCCGGCCCCGAGCGGGGCCCCCCCCGGGGGCUACUUCCGUGCGCCCGGCUGAGCGGAGCCGAGCCCGGUACGGGGCGUGCGGGGGGGGACGGGCGGGCACAUGGUGCGGUGGCGGCCGCAUGUGACCGCCGUCACCUGACCAACAUGGCCGCGGGGCCGCUGCCAGGUAACGGAGCCACCAUGGAGGCCCUCCUGCGCAGCGUGGAGAAGGACCUGAGCAUCGACCGCUGGCAGCUGGCAGCCGCCGCCGAGGGCACCCACGUCACCGCGCUGGUCCCGCACAAGUGGUUGGCCAACCUACGGGAACGCCGCGCGCUGCCCGCCCUCUGCCCGCGCCCGGAGGGGCUGAGCGAGGUGGAGGUGAGGACGUUCCUGCAACGCUCCGUGCAGAAGCUGCCGGCAGGAUGGACGCGGGUGGAGAUCCACGGGCUGCGCAAGGAGCGGCUGACGCGGCCCCUCCGAGUGCCCCCUGCCGCGGAGCCGCGGGGCGGCGGUCCCGAGACGCUGCACGGUUUCAUGCAGCGCGUCGCCUCGCAGAACUACCGCAACCUGUGGGGCCGGGCUCACUGCCUCUACGUGCGGCCCUACCGGCACGCUCACGCGCCACCCGCUGUGCCGGUGUUGGAUGCGCUCCGGGCGGCUCUGCAGAAAGCCUACGGCUGUCCCAUCCUCCAGGUGGGCAGGAGCGCGCCUAGCGCUUCCCCGGCCAAGGGGGUAUCCUCCGUGCCCUCCUCCUGCCCCAACGUGCUGCAGGCAGAAGCUCUGCUGGAGUCGGCCGAGAUGCUCUAUGUCAUCUAUCCCUACGUCCAGUACUGCCUGCACGACAUCGUGACUUUCAGCCCGGCGAAGCUCACCAACAGCCAUGCCAAAAUCCUCUUCCUGCUCUUUCACGUGCUGCAGGCCAUGAGGGCAUGUCACCAGGCGGGGCUGGCUUGCGGGGCAUUCUCCCUUCGCGACGUGGCUGUGGAUGAGAAGCUCUGCAGCCGGCUCCGGGUCAACUUCAGGGAGUACGAAGGAGCCAGGAAGGAGGAAACAAAUGUGGAAUCCGAUCUGGAACGAGUGAAAGAGCAAAGCGGCGCUGGGAUGCGAAGGGACAUGGAGAGGUGCUCUGCCUGCCAGCAGGAGCUGCGGGACUUGGUGCUGCAGUGGGUGCACGGCCGGGUCAGCAACUUCGACUACCUGAUGCGUUUGAACAGUUUGGCUGGGAGGAGAAUGGGAGAUCCCAAUUAUCACCCGGUUCUUCCGUGGGUGGUGGACUUCACAACCAAAAAUGGCAAAUUCAGGGACCUAAGGAAAUCCAAAUUCCGUCUCAAUAAAGGAGACAAGCAACUGGACUUCACCUACGAGAUGACCAAGCAAGCGUUCGUUGCUGGCGGGUCAAGCGGGGAGCAGCUCCAUGUCCCCCACCACAUCUCCGACGUCCUUUCGGAUAUCACCUACUACGUGUACACGGCUCGCAGGACGCCCAAGUCAGUACUGUGCUGCCACGUGAGGUCCCAGUGGGAGCCCAACGAGUAUCCAGCCAGCAUGGAGCGCAUGCAGAGCUGGACCCCGGAUGAGUGCAUCCCAGAGUUCUAUACAGACCCAUCCAUCUUUCGAUCCAUCCAUCCCGACAUGCCCGACCUGGACGUGCCGUCGUGGUGCAGCUCCUACGAGGAGUUCAUCGAAGUCCACCGCAUGCUGCUGGAGAGUCGGGAAGUGUCUCAGGACCUCCACCACUGGAUCGAUCUCACUUUCGGGUACAAGCUGCAGGGGAAGGACGCUGUCAAGGAGAAGAAUGUCUGCCUCCAUCUGGUAGACAACCACACGCAUCUGACGACCUAUGGGGUCGUGCAGCUCUUUGACCAGCCGCAUCCCAGGCGCAUGGUGGGACCUGCCUACACUCCUGCUGAAGCUCCGGCCAUUGCUCGGCCUCUCCUGCAGAAUAUCAAAGAGACUGCAUUUUUGGAGGACAUCCAGUGCCCCGUGACUGAUGCAGUUAACGGGCUGGUCCUGGAGGCUACUCCUAGUGAAACCACCUGGUCUGGGGAGAAACCCAUCGCUGGUGAAGAUGAUUUAGAGCAAGGCACGGAAGCGCUGGAUUCCAUUGUGGUGAGUAGCAGAGCUCCCGAUCAGCCCAGCAGCUCUUCAGCACAGCCCUCCGCCCUCCCUGCUUAUCCCACCGAAGGUAAAGCCUCGGGUGUCCGACCCCUCCGCCGGAGCAAGGCGGGCGCUGCAGAUCAGGCGGACAGGGACGACAUGAAGAUCUCACUUCCUGAAGGCUUCAAUCCGCUCCAGGCCUUGGAAGAACUGGAGAAACUGGACAAUUUCUUGGUUAAAGGCUUAAGCAGCGAUAUGCAGCUGAUGGAGCAGCCUGGGGAAGAGCCACUGCUGGGUCUCUCUGACCUCUUCCAGAGGGAUAUGCAAGCUUUGGGCAUUCUGAUCGCUGAGAUAAUAUUUGCACCGAGGAUCCGGCCUUCGAAGCCUGACGCGUCCCUGCUGGAGAGGUUCCUGGUGGUGCGUAACCUGUGCCGCUACCACCCCAAGGAGAUCCCGGCCCCGCUGCAGCACGUGCUGCACGUCCUGCUGCAGCUCAGCGUGCCGGUGGAGAAGCUUCUGAAGACCAGGCUGGGCAAAGACACUGUGCAGCUGUUUGAAUACAAACCCAUUUCCCAGGGCCUCCCCCCACCUUGUCCCACACAGCUCCUCAGUCCCUUCAGUUCUAUCGUCCCCUUCCCCACGUACUUCCCAGCUCUGCACAAAUUCAUUUUCACCUAUCAGGCGAAGAAGAUAGAAGAUGAAGGUCAGGGCCGGGAGCUUGUUUUCCAGCUGUGGCAGCAGCUGGAGGGGAUUCUUUCUGAAAUCACUCCCGAAGGCUUGGAGAUUCUUCUGCCCUUCAUAUUAUCUCUGAUGUCUGAGGAGAAUACCGCUGUCUACGCGGCGUGGUAUCUCUUUGAACCUAUAGCUAAGUCCCUAGGUCCAAAGAAUGCCAACAAAUACCUCCUGAAGCCAUUGAUCGGAGCCUAUGAGACCCCCUGCUCCCGCCACGGCAGGUUCUACCUGUACACGGACUGCUUCGUGGCCCAGCUCAUCGUGCGCCUGGGGCUGCAGUCCUUCAUCCUGAACCUGCUGCCUCACAUCCUGCAGAUUCUCGUUGGCAUCGAGAGCUCGCGGGAGGAGAGCAAAUCCCUCCUCGGCGCGGCUGAAGAUGAUGAAAGCGGAGGGGGCAGCCCCAUGUCGUGCGUGUUUGGGGAGGAGAUCAAAAUGGACGUGGAGCACAGCUCCGCUGCGCUUGACCUCCUCGACUACACCUCCGGGGUCAGCUUCCACGACCAAGCCUACCUGCCCGAGAGCGAGGACUUCCAAAGUGGUCUCUACGUCGGGGAGUCCCUGCAGCCCCAGGAGCAGGAGUCGCUCAGCCUGGGGCGGCUGAGUGAUAAGAGCAGCGCUAGCGAGGUGUCGCUGGGAGAGGACAGACCUGCGGACGGGGACUCUCAGAAGGACAAGAGCAGCCUGAAGUCGGUGGACAGCAGCCAGGACCUGAAACAGAGCGAGGAUUCGGAGGAGGAAGAAGAGGAGCGCGAGGAAGAGGAGCACGAUGACACCGCAGUUGACGCAGAGCUGGCGGGGGCUGUGGAUGCUGGCGUCUCGGUGGAUGCUGGCACCUCCGUGGACGUCACCCUGGCUGAUGACGGCAGCGAGCCAGAGGAUGGAGAGGGAGAGGAACUGCCAGAUCACUCGGAUGACAAAGAGCAGACGAUACUCCUGGACACAGCCUGUAAGAUGGUGAGGUGGCUCUCGGCCAAGCUGGGCCCCACUGUCACAUCCCGCUUCAUCGCCAGGAACCUGCUUCGUCUGCUCACGUCCUGCUACGUCGGCCCCACCAGGCAGCAGUUUGUACCCAGCAACGAUGAGAACGGUCCCCUGAGCACAGGGAACAUCUACCAAAAGCGCCCGGUGCUGGGAGAUCAGGUGUCCAAGCCGGUGCUGGCUUGUCUUCUGCACGUGGCAUACCUGUAUGGAGAGCCCGUCCUCACCUACCAGUACCUGCCCUACAUCAGCUACCUGGUCGCACCCGGCGGCGGGGCCGGCGGAGGCCGACUGAACAGCCGGAAGGAGGCAGGGCUGCUGGCUGCCGUGACGCUGACGCAGAAGAUCGUGGUGUGUCUUUCAGACACCACACUCAUGGACAUCCUCCCCAAGAUCAGCCAGGAGGUGCUGCUCCCGGUGCUGGGCUUCCUCACUUCCCUGUCUGUCGGUUUUCCCAGUGGUGCCCAGGCCCGUGUUGUCCUGUGCAUUAAGACAAUCAGCCUAAUCGCCUUGAUCUGCCUGCGGAUCGGGCAGGAGAUGGUGCAGCAGCAUUUGAGUGACACGGUGAGAAACUUCUUCGGGGCGUUCUCACUGCUGCAGGAGCUGCAGGACCAGGGAUUGACGGUGGAGUCGCUGAGCGGCUGUGAGGUGCCGGUGAUGGAGGUGCCCCUCUUGGAAAGGAAGCUGCUGGCCCUGGAUCCGGCAGUGCUGAUGGAGUUACAGAAGGUGUUUAACCCUGAGAUGGCCUACAUCACCUACAUCCCCUUCUCUUGCUUGCUAGGUGAUGUUAUCCAGACGGUUGUGCCCAACCACUCGCUGGUUGAGAAGUUGGCCAGCCUCUACCUGGAGAACGUGAACCCAAAGAACCUGCAGGUGGUUGGCCUAGAACAAGCACCGAGCACAGCAGGCUCAGACCAAGAUAUGCGAGGGACCGAAGCGUUCUCCAGCCACCACGAGGACAGUCACUCUGGUACUUUUGGGAGCGUGCUGGUAGGGAACCGCAUCCAAGUUCCUGUGGACACGCACCGUGAGGGUCUGGGCUUACUUCGCCUCAGUGCUGGCACUGAUGGCUUUAUCCCCAGCUCAUCCUGUGAGGAAAACACCCUGAAGCACGACCUUCCUCGCAGCACCCACAUGCUGUGUGGGAACUGGCUGGCUUAUUGGCAGUACGAGAUUGGGGUGAGCCAGCAUGACCCCCGCUUCCACUUCCACCAGAUCAAGCUGCAGAGUUUCUCAGGGCAUUCGGGGGCCAUCAAGUGCGUGGCACCACUCAGCAGUGAGGACUUCUUUCUUAGUGGCAGCAAGGACAAAACUGUCCGCCUUUGGCCCUUGUACAACUACGGGGAUGGUACCAGCGAGGUGCCACCGCGGUUCACCUACUCCGAGCACAAGAAGUCUGUUUUCUACGUGAGCCAGCUGGAGGCACCGCAGCACGUCGUGAGCUGUGAUGGGACUGUGCACAUCUGGGACCAGUUCACGGGCAAACUUCUCCGGACUUUUGAUGAGUUAGACAGCAAAGUCCCCAUCACAGCUGUGACCACCAUGCCUCCUCCCUAUCACAGCAUUUCUGUGGCCAGCGCAGACUCCGUGCUGCGUUUCAUUGACCACAGGAAGCCAGGAUUGCAGCAUGAGUUUCGGUUGGCCAGCGGGGUGAGUGCUGGGCUGAUCCGCUGCUUGGCUGUCAGCCCUAGCGGGCGCAGCGUUAUGGCUGGCUUCUCUUCUGGUUUCAUUGUGCUGCUGGACACCAGGACGGGACUCAUCAUGCGGGGGUGGCCUGCCCACGAGGGAGACAUCCUGCAAAUCAAGGCUGCAGAGGGCAAUGUGCUAAUCAGCUCCUCUUCAGAUCAUUCCCUGACCGUCUGGAAGGAACUGGAGCAGAAACCACUGCACCACUACAAAUCUGCAUCUGAACCCAUCCAUGCGUUUGACCUCUACGGCAAUGAAGUGGUGACUGGCACCGUGGCCAACAAGAUUGGUGUCUACUCCAUGCUGGAGUCCUCAGCCCUGCCCAUCAGCACGACCAAGCUGAGCUCAGAGAAUUUCCGGGGUACUCUGACCAGCCUGGCGGUGCUGCCCAUGAAAUGCCACCUCCUGCUGGGCUCAGACAAUGGUGUGAUACGCCUCCUGGCAUAGCAACCCCAGCCCGGGAGCUUGUGGCUGUCCCACAGCUCUGGUAGUAGAGCUGAAAGCCAGCAGUGUUGCUGACAGAAGAGGCAGAGUUAGGUGUUUCUGAACAGAGGAUGCAGGAGGGAGGUGUACUUGUUAGCGAGCGCUCGGUUAAGCAUCCCUAACCUCUUUCUCUAUCUUAAAGAAAAAAAGAAAAGCCAUAACUGAGAAACCUCCACUGCUGCUGGGAGAAAUACUGGGCGUUGUAGGUCACUGUCACCCCUGCAGAGAGGUCUGGAGCUUUCCGUACCGUGUGUGCCUGAUCCCCAGGGGACUGUGAGCUGCCCUCCAGAGAAACGUGGACCAUGGGCAUCCUCCUCCCUUCCAUUAAGGGGUAAGAGGUUGCCCUCGACACAAACACAAACGUAUAGCUACUGCCAUCUGCACUUACCCUUCACACUCCGCUCCUGAACCACUGAGUAGUCCUACAAGGAUAGCGUAAGUGGGCACUGCCUCCUUUGGAGCUGCGUGCUGCUGGGCACAUCCCCUCCUGCCAUCUGUGGGUUCAAAGCCCAGAGGAUGCAUGCUGUUAACUUUAGGUUCUGCUGCAUGAGUGAGAGCCUGUAUAGGAGGAGGAGAGGUUAACUAGAGCUUUUUUGUUGCCUGACUGGCUCCAGAGCAAAGGCAGGAAUGCAAGCCAGCCAAGGCACAACCCCCCUGUCUGCUGUACUGGUUCAUCCUAUGAUUUAGGAAUGAGCUGCAGAGGGGCGGUCUUGGAGGCCAGAACUGGAUGCUUCUAUCAGGUUUUUGCUUCUGGAGCUGUAAGGUAGGGAUGGAUUGUUGCUGGUUCCUACCCCAGCUGCACUGCAUCCUGUAAUUAUCAGCAAGGUGAGGAAUGCUCUGUAUGCCACGCAUUGGCAGCAUUUCUCAAGAAAUUCUCAUCCUCUCUGCUCUCCUUUGUGCUGGUCAGACUUCUGGGGAAGACAGAACAGCAAAAAGGUGCUCAAUUUUACCCCUUCCCACCACAGGUUGAGAACCUGAGGUUACAAUCCAGAAUAGCAUUCCUCUGACCUUCCCUUUGGGACAGCACUGUCUGUUCCCAUCCCUGUGUGACCCAAAGGGGAGGAGAGUGCUCUUUGACCCAGCAGCAGGAGCAGCUGCUUCACUUCUCUUGCAGCCCUUUUCCCAUCCAUCCUUCUCGUUAUCAGGGGAGCGGGAAGCUCUUACCUUGGGCGGAGGAGGAGUCUGCUGUGGGUUGCCCUGGGAAGGGAAAGUGAGGGCUCCCAUCUAGCUGCCAGGGAGCUGGGAAGCUGCCCUGUGCUUUCAGGGAGGGGUGUGGUGGUGAGCAGUUGGCCCUGGCUAUCCUUCCCCAUCCAAGGGGAGCUCUCAGUCCCGUGUUGCCUAUUAACCAUUUGCAAUAGAUGUAAAUAUUGACUUCUAAUAAACUCUUUGAAAGAGAUGCAGAGAA